Messenger RNA from Cuscuta campestris, 1305 nucleotides. The record is from the annotation of a GenBank genome assembly. NCBI's taxonomy places the organism in Eukaryota, Viridiplantae, Streptophyta, Magnoliopsida, Solanales, Convolvulaceae.
AUUGUGAUGACGAUUGACGACUGAACUGUAUAAGCACCCACAGUUCUUUGUAUUCUCUUCAUUACAGGAUGCAUAUAUUUCUCUACGAAUCUGGGCUUGUGAUCCAUUGUCUCCCAUUCUUGCAAAUCCUGGAACACGCAAAGAUUAGAUCUGACUAGGGAUCCCCGUCAUGAGAACUGGGGGAUUUUAUGAUUCAUAGUUAGAUCUCUGAUCUUCAUAAUAUGGAGAAUGGUGGUUGGAUGGCAUUGAUUUUUGCUUCAGGAUUGUUCUUGGCAUUCAAGGAAGGAGACAAGUUAGCUUAACAAUGACUGGUGAUAGUGAUUUCGAUGGAGGAGAUGUAUCCGGCGGUUGUGGUUCCAUUUAGUUUGGGUAACUUUGUUUGUGAUAACCAAUUCCAUAUGGAUGUCACGAAUCUAAACGCGAUUAGUGAUUCUAAAAGCGAUCUUAGUGUCGUGGUUUCAAGCAUUGCCCGGGAAAGUGAAGACGAUGAUCCGAAUCUGGACACCUCAUCAUGCUCCUUGUCCAUCGUGAGCGAUACUAGUAGUGUGUGCAAUGAUGAUUUGUUGGCUGAGUUGGCGUGUGCUGAUGGGUCCCACGCAAAACUGCCUGUUUUGGAUAAAGGAUCAAGUGGUGGGACUGUGAUCCGGAGUGUGUUUGAAGUGGAUUAUGUCCCGCUUUGGGGGUAUGUAUCCGUAUGUGGAAGGAGGGCAGAAAUGGAAGAUGCGGUUUCAACCGUGCCAAGGUUCUUUAAGGUUCCAUUGGAGAUGCUAAUUGGCAAUCGUAUGGUGGAUGGGGUGAGAGGGCAUUUAAGUCAUUUGACCGCUCAUUUCUUCGGAGUCUAUGAUGGUCAUGGUGGCUCUCAGGUUGCAAAUUACUGUCGUGAUCGAAUUCACGCCGCAUUGGCCGAAGAGCUGAGUAUUGAACUGAGUAACAAAAAUACCGAAAAUGCCCAAGCAUUAUGGAGGAGGGCAUUUGGAAAUUGUUUCAUGAAGGUUGAUGCCGAGGUUGGUGGGCAGGGGAGUGUCGAACCGGUUGCCCCAGAAACUGUGGGGUCCACUGCGGUCGUUGCCCUUGUUUGUUCAUCUCAUAUUAUCGUGGCAAACUGUGGCGAUUCAAGAGCGGUUCUCUGUCGCGGGAAAGAACCUAUGGCAUUAUCUGUGGAUCACAAAGUAACACAAUUUUAUUUCGACUUUAACUUUCCGUUAUGGUUUUCAAGACACAUUAAGAAAUGAAUGAAUGUAGACAUACUCUAUGUCUCCAUUCAUUCAUUUUUUAAUGUAUCAUGAAAGCCUUAAAUGACAGUUA